Opisthocomus hoazin is the source of this 435-nucleotide messenger RNA. The record is from RefSeq and is a predicted model, not a curated record. NCBI's taxonomy places the organism in Eukaryota, Metazoa, Chordata, Aves, Opisthocomiformes, Opisthocomidae.
AUGGCGUUUUGGGAAGCGGCUGAGCUCUUUGCAGAGUUUGGGACCUUGAAGAAGGCAGCUGUGCACUAUGACAGAUCUGGCCGCAGCCUAGGGACGGCAGACGUGCAUUUCGAGAGGAAGGCAGACGCUCUGAAAGCGAUGAAGCAGUACAACGGCGUCCCCUUGGAUGGGCGCCCCAUGAACAUCCAGCUGGUCACGUCACAAAUCGACACACAGAGGAGACCAGCACAGAGUGUAAACAGAGGUGGCAUGACCAGAAACCGCGGUGGCUCAGGAUUUGGUGGUGGAGGAGGCAACAGGCGAGGUACUCGUGGCGGGAACAGGGGGAGAGGCAGAGGAGCCGGGAGAACUUCCAAACAGCAGCUCUCCGCAGAGGAACUAGAUGCACAGCUGGAUGCUUACAAUGCCAGGAUCUUUGAAAAGGACCGCGUGUGA